This is a messenger RNA of Durusdinium trenchii, 981 nucleotides long. The record is from the annotation of a GenBank genome assembly. Lineage: Eukaryota; Dinophyceae; Suessiales; Symbiodiniaceae.
AUGGAGGCACCAGGUGAGGGUGAGGUAGAGGUCGAAGAAGCCUCCGAGCUGAAGAGCCACGGAAAUGCCGCCUACUCCAGAAAUGAUGUGGAGGAGGCCGUGCGGCUCUGGAACCUGGCCAUUCGAAAGCAUGUACAGGAGCUUUCAGAUGGUAAGCCUUGUGAUGAGGAGGCUACAACAUUGGAGCGCUCAAUUUACCUCAACUUGGCGCAAGGAUACUUGAAGCUUGGUGACGGUGAGCGAGCCCUACGAGCGUGCAAGGUUGUGCUUUUCACCGACCAGGAGAAUGACAAGGCACGUUUCCGGGCGGCCGAGGCGUGUCUGCAGUUGGGACGAUCUCAGGAGGCAGAGCAGUGGCUGUCCAAGCUGGACCUGCCAGAGGCUUCCAAGAUGCUUCAAAGAAUUCGAUGGAAGUCGCGAGCAGAGGCUGCCAAAGAUAGCAAGCAAGAUGCUGCCGCGCGCAAGAAGCUAGCAGAGAAGAUGAGUGCCGGUCUAUCAGGUUUCUCUGAGGACAAGCCACCACCUGUUCCGCAGGAGACAGUGGGCAUGACAGAUCUGGACACGGUGUCCAACAUGACGGACAUCUCGGCAGAAGUUGCCCAGGCGGCAAAGAAUCGCUUGGCCCGCAUGGAGGCAGCUGCUGAAGGGGAGCAGCCUCUACCUGAGCCAACCUACACAGACUUUGAGUCUUUUCGUGCCAAGGCCCAACAAGUCAGAAGUACUCGACGGCCGCCGAGAGAAGCCGGAAACAAAGUGAGGCAUCUCAGCGCUCUGUGCGGCUUGACUGGCUGCGCCAGGGUCAUACAGGGCACUUGGAGGACUUCACCUCCGCCUUGCGAGAAGAGUUGCAGAACAUACAGGAUGAGGAGGCUGCAGAGGCGGAGCCAGAAGCAGGUCAAGAUGGCAAUGCAGAAAUGGAUGAGAUGGACUGAGAAGAAGCGUGCAAAGCAUCACGCUGACAUCGAUCUCAACAGCCGCUAG